This is a messenger RNA of Dibothriocephalus latus, 699 nucleotides long. The record is from the annotation of a GenBank genome assembly. Lineage: Eukaryota; Metazoa; Platyhelminthes; Cestoda; Diphyllobothriidea; Diphyllobothriidae.
AUGUUAUCCACCAAUGGGAAACCUCCGCUGACGCAGAGUUCGGUCGCUGCCUGUGAGGAGGAGGAGGAGGAGGAGAAGAAGAAGAAAUGGACUACCACAACUGCUGAGCUUCCAGUCCAAGGGCAACCGCUCAGUUUGACCGCCGGCAUAAAUGGGAAUAAAGAAGAUAAUGUGAUUCCUUGGUACUCCCGUUCUGCAGCACUGCAGAGAGGAAGUGACGUUGACUUCAAACCUUACGAAAGUAAACAUAUCGACACUACCACGGUAGCAGAAGCUGACACCUCUCUGAUGCAAGUUUCACCCAGUGUCAAUCAAAAAGUACUAGAACUACUGGACAAUUGGCCAGCGAAUGGUGGUAAGCACGACAUCAAAACCACCCCCGAGCCGGACGUGCUCUACGCAGGUAGAUCAACCUCACCAAUUGAUCACAAAUUCGAAGAUAUCAUUUUCUAUGCAAGGACAUUCAAUGAGGACCUCCAGGGCUAUAUACUCGAAGCUAAAGUCAAACGGCAGUACGCUGGCUGUGACUUCGUCGCCCCUUCAGUUGCAACGACAAAGACCCAGCCCUCCAGUAUGGUCUACUCGACCGCGACGGCUCCGACGACAGCUCCAAUUCCGACCAAUGACGGCUCGGACGUGGAUGAGAAAAUAGAAAAUACUGAACAUAGAAUUAUCUACGCAAGUCGAUGUCAAUCAUAA